AUGAGUUUCACGUCCUUUACUCUACUAGCCUCGCUGCUGCUAGUGGUUCCUGUGGUUGCUGCGGCAGUGAAAUCUCCUCCCUCCUGGCAGACAGUGUACCCCGAUACCAACAUUGUGGUUCCGCUGUUUGGCAAGCAAGGUCCUGACUGGCGACUGUUGUAUCGAGACAAGCCGAGCGAUCCCUGGCAAGGCAAUUUCACAGCUCGAGUUCCAGGAGACCUUGUCAGUGAUCUGAUGCACAACGGACUCAUUCAUGAUCCAUACACGGAUUUGAAUCUUUGGAAGGAAGAAAACAUUUGGUUGGGACCACAAGAACAACCACCACCACAAGAAGAAGAAGCAGACGAGAGCGCGACAAAACCCAAGCCACCACCGCAGCUGUGUCAGAAGAAACAAACGCGGGUCUGGAGCUACUCGGCCCAUGUUGAUUUGCCCAACAAGAAGAGCCAGUACUCCUGGUAUCUCGUUGUCGAAAGUCUCCAAAUGGGAGCUACCAUUUCUUGGAAUGGUGUCUUUUUAGCCAAUGUCACGGAUCAGUUUCUUCGGUACACGCUCCCCAUUCCCACCACAGCUCUAGCACUAGCAGCAAAAACCAAUACAUUGUCCGUGACAUUUGACCCUUCCAUCGAAACCGACGGCCGAUUCAUGGCUUGUGCGGGAGGAUGGGAUUGGGCCCCGUACACACGGGCAUGUGAUGACCAAAAUCGUCGCAUCUUUACCCGAGGCAUUGUGGCGCCCAUCUAUCUGGUGGCGGCGGAUCAAUUCUUGGUAACUCACGUUGUUCCCAAAGUAUACUACCAAGGUGCUGCGCUGCCAAGAAAACCCAUGAGACACCCGGAUGCCGACUUUCGAGUGGCACUACAAGUUCAUGUCGAAUUCACCACCACCAAUCAGCAGCCUGCUUCAAAGGAACAAAAGUACCACCUUUCGGUCGGGUCUGAUUUCACGUCCCAAGUACAGACUCGACCGGUGGUCAAAACGUCGGACAAUAACAAUGCCGUAAUGACGUUCAACCUGACAGCGUCCAAGGAUCAAGUAGAAUUGUGGUGGCCCAAUGGAAUGGGAGGACAGCCCUUGUAUCAAGUCCGAAUGGCAAUUCUCGCCGACAAAGGAUUUUCUAGUAACAGCAACAAGCAUCAUCAAGGAGAGAUGGCUACUUUGGCUUCUACCAACAUCAAGAGACAACUCGCUACUUCUUUGCGCAGUAGUGAGAAAGAUGAAGUCUCAUGGAUACAAAAGAAAAUUGGGUUCCGGACGUUUGCUAUUGUGACAAUCAACGAGACUGCCUUGGAUGAUGAAUCUGUCAUUGGAGGCGGCGAGGAGAGUGUGGAGGAACAAAGUGAGGACGAAGAAGGAACGGGACUGCAUGGAAUGUACAUGAGGAUCAACGGGGCACUUGUCAUGGCUCGGGGAGCCAAUAUUAUUCCAAAUGAUCAACUUGAAGGACGCGUUGCUAAGGAUGCCAAUAUUGACGACGACAAGCCAAACAACAACGAAAAAGCGUAUGAAAUCAUUGUCCAAUCAGCCGCGGCAGCUAACAUGAACAUGAUUCGGGUGUGGGGUGGAGGCAAAGUAUUACCUCAGUCUUUCUAUGAUGCCUGUGAUGAACACGGUAUUAUGCUCUACCAUGAUCAAAUGUUUGUGGACGAGAACAAGCAUGGACCACAUGAAACGUCCACCAUUGAACAAGAAAUCCGGCAUAUGGUGCGCAGUCUUGCGUCACACACGAGCAUUGUUGUAUGGAACGGUUGCAAUGAAUGUCAGGUUGUCAUGGGAACGAAGAAUGAAAUCUACGCUACGUUUGUCAUGCAAACUGUUGCUCAAGAAGAUGACACUCGAAGUAUUUGGCCCAGUUCACCAUCCAAGUAUGGGUGGAAAACCGGAGUCAAUCGUUGGGACAGCCGACCCAAUGGCAAGCCAUUGGCGACUCGCAAUCCAGCCGAUCACAAGGGAGAAAAUUCCAUAGAAUCGCAUGGACCCUACAUGAGAUCUUUUUCACGGGACUACGAAGGUGUAAAUGGGGUCGACCAAAAAUUCCCGUAUCCAUCGAUACCAAACAAACUGAACAACCGAGAUCUUGGCCUACAAUAUCCGAGCACAUUUGCUUCGGAGUUUGGUGCUUCCGUCUGGUCUUCUUUCGAAUCUUUGUCUGGAACACUGUCACAGGGGCACUGGAGUCUUCACGGCGGCUCUGGACCCGACAAAUGCUACAAAACAGGCUUUGUAAAAGUUUGCGAGGGUGACAACGUCAUGGCACAACGAAACUACCCCUGCGACACUCACAUUGAAGCCUACUUUGGCAACCAGACCUCCUUGGACAUAAUUGGGCAAAGAUCCUUCCAAGCCCAGCUCUAUCAGUGCAUGAUGGCACAAACCUUGUGGAUGAAGCAAGACAUUGAACACCGGCGCUCCAAGAACUCAUUCGGGUUGCUGAUAUGGCAGCUAAACGAGAAUUGGCCAACCGGAGGCUGGGGUCUCAUUGAGUACUCUGCCGACUCUCAACAACCCGAUGUUUUCAAAGGGCAGGUGCUUGGAGGUCGGUGGAAACCACUCAUGCACCUGCUUAAGAGCUACUUGUUCCGUGAUGUCAUGGUAUCCUGUGGUGUGAAAAAUUUGUGCCUCUUAAGAAAUGAUGGGAUGGAUCAAGUAAAGGCGAAGGUGUCACUGGAAGCCUGGAACAUUGCAAGUUCCUUGAAGGGAUCAUCACCAGCAACAUUCGACUUUCAGGCCACCUUGGAGGGAGGGGUAGCAUCUACAGCCCUAUUCCAAGCCCCUGCUGAAUGGGGCCCCGAUUCGUAUGAUGCCAUGUUGAUUAGUGUUACCGAUUCGGAGAGUGGUGGUACCCUGGCAGAAGAGAGUAUUUUUCUUUGGAAACCACUUCCCAAAACUACCCCCAACCUCAGCUUAUUUGUGCACGUCCAGGUGAAGUCCAUUGAGGUUGGACCUGACAAAUCAGCUGCGCUUGUAACAGUUGAAAGUGACGGACUGGCUCUAUAUGUAGUCCUUACCACUGGGGCCCCAGGACGAUUCCUUGAGAACGCAUUUGCACUCCGGCCCAACCAGCCCAAACAAGUGACUUUUGUGUCCCUGGCCAAAGGUGCAGCUGUGGAUGUGUCCAUGCUCAAGGAUACAGUGAGGAUAGAACACUUGGGAAUGUACCUGGUGCCAUAA
Seminavis robusta is the source of this 3171-nucleotide messenger RNA. Lineage: Eukaryota; Bacillariophyta; Bacillariophyceae; Naviculales; Naviculaceae. The record is from the annotation of a GenBank genome assembly.